AUGAAUACCUCCUUCUUUCGGUCGAUUCACGGAGUCGAGGGCCACACGAACUUCGCGUUCAGGCUUAACCUCUUCACCAUCGUCGUCGUCUUGGGAUGCAUUCUGACGGCUUUGACCAUCUACGCGGUUUCGAUGAUGUCCCGAACGUACUAUUCACGGAAAAUUGUUCAUGGUUAUCGGUAUAUCCAUAUUAACAUCUUCACUUCUUUUAUGUGGAUGCAGACAGCCGUGAGUUUGUACAAAUUUGAGCUCGAGCGGCGUUUACGUUUUCUAUCUCUAUUUUUAUCUUUCUACUCUACAAUUAUCUUUGCCCACGUAGAACAAUCUUUUCAGAACCUGUGCUUCUUCAUCGUCGACACUCUCGUCUUCGUCCUUCCGGCCACUGGUCUCGUCACUUCCCUCUGCGCCUCCGUGGCCCCCAAUCACUUUCUGAAGGCUGUCUACCUUCUUCAACUCUUCUUCAGUUAUCAAUCAAUGUUUUACACGUUGCUCUUCUGUGUCGUCCGAGUCCUCGUUGUCAGCUUUCCGGAAAAACAUCAUGAGGUUAGUCGUCUGAUCUUGACGUCAUUCCAAUUGUAUCAUAGAUCUACUCUCGAUUCAUCAAGUGGUUCAUCCUGUUCGCAUCGACAUUCCCGGUUCUUGUCGACUUCUUCCUGUUCCCAGCUCUCGGUUACUGUCGCCACUACAUUGCUCCAUUCGAAUCCGCCGCUUUCUUCAUUUCGUACUCGCAAACUCUGCUCAACAUCCGUAUAGACUACGUCCAUCUGUCGCUCUCCUUCGCAUUUCCAAUUGUUAUUCUGCUUCUCAACGGUUGUCUCGCGUGCCGAAUUCAGAAAGCUAAGAAGAAAUCGCAGUGA
Molecule: messenger RNA, 857 nt
Organism: Caenorhabditis sp. 36 PRJEB53466
Lineage: Eukaryota; Metazoa; Nematoda; Chromadorea; Rhabditida; Rhabditidae
Source: the annotation of a GenBank genome assembly